AUGAGUAAUGAGCCUGACCAAAUCAUUCCUAUGUGGGUAAUGCUCCCAAAUUUACCUAUCCAAUUUUGGACUACUGGAAAUUUGGACAGAAUAGCCAGCUGUCUAGGGAGACCAAUCUUCACUGAUAAGCUUACAGCACAGGAAGAUAGAAUUUCUUGUGUUAGGAUGGUAAUUGAAAUGGACAUAUCCCAACCAUUGCUAGACGCAAUUCCAUUAGAGAUGCCCAAUGGGCAAUGUCUAAUGCAGGUUGUGGAAUAUAAAUGGAAACCUCUAUUUUGUCAAGACUGUCUUCAAAUGGGACAUGUCACAUGCAGCUGUAAGAAGGCACCAGAUGAUGCUGGUAACCUGGAGCAGCAGCAAGUGAACAAGGGGAGGAAACACCAAAAGAAGGAGUGGAGGGCCAAAUCUGAUCCUAUCCCAAACAAGGAUGUGGGGAAUGUACAGAUACUGGUAUCAAAAGCUGAGCAACCUAAUAGCUCAAAUGAUGCUGCCAAUCUAAUCACAACUGGCCAACAAUAUGAAGAUAUGCCUAUGGAGAAAGCAAACAAUACUGAUAGAGGAAAGCAACUAAUGCAGAUGCCAGAGAUACAAGAUAAGAUACGGGCAAGUAUUGAAAUGGAAAGGAUGCUAAGACAUAACAAGUUCAGUGCCUUAAGAAUAGAUACAGAGAAAACCACUAGCAAUGUGGUAAGGGUUACUAGUCCAGUCAAUAAGAAUCCUCCAUGA
Molecule: messenger RNA, 726 nt
Organism: Nicotiana attenuata
Lineage: Eukaryota; Viridiplantae; Streptophyta; Magnoliopsida; Solanales; Solanaceae
Exons: 1
Coding region: 1-726 (241 amino acids)
Source: RefSeq, a predicted model, not a curated record